Molecule: messenger RNA, 1974 nt
Organism: Acipenser ruthenus (sterlet)
Lineage: Eukaryota; Metazoa; Chordata; Actinopteri; Acipenseriformes; Acipenseridae
Product: alpha-ketoglutarate-dependent dioxygenase alkB homolog 4-like
Exons: 3
Coding region: 104-970 (288 amino acids)
Biological process (GO): actomyosin structure organization; protein demethylation; oxidative demethylation
Cellular component (GO): midbody; contractile ring
Molecular function (GO): demethylase activity; actin binding; oxidoreductase activity
Source: RefSeq, a predicted model, not a curated record
CAUUAUCCAAUCCGCGUGAGAGUUUGAAAGUGCGGGGCGUGUUCAUGACCCGCAUGUUCCGGGUUCUUGGCUGGGGGUGGAAGGCUGUUCAGAUUCUCUGCCCAUGUCCUCCCUGGCACCGGGGAUCGGCGUGUCCAUGACCGGGGAAGGAGGUGUGGAACCCGGCUGCGGCUGUAAGGGGAUUCGCUCUUGUCUGAUAUGCGAAAAACAAAACGAGAGUAAAAUCAACGCAAACGGGCAGACUCCACAGCAGACUCGCUCCCGGUUUGUGUACGAGCCGGCCUCGGGGCUGGCGGUGGCCGAGGGGGAACUUGACGCUGGCCGGAGGUCCUUCCCUUUCCCGGGAGUCUUCCUGUGUGAGGACUUUGUGAGCGAGGAGGAGGAGAGGGAGAUGGUGCAGCAGAUGGAUCUGGACGAGUGGAAGCAAUCUCAGUCUGGACGAAGAAAGCAGGACUAUGGGCCCAAGGUGAACUUCAAGAAGCGCAGGCUGAAGGCGGCUGGUUUCAGCGGGCUGCCCGGGUUCAGCAGGCUGGUGGUGAGACGCAUGAAGGAGCAGCCGGUCCUGAAGGACUUCCAGCCUGUAGAGCAGUGCAACCUGGACUACCACCCCCGGCGCGGCUCCUCCAUCGACCCCCACCUGGACGACAGCUGGCUGUGGGGCGAGCGCCUGGUCACCCUCAACCUGCUGUCGGACACGGUGCUGACCAUGAGCCGCGCCAGCACCGUGGAGCCGCAGUGCACAGGGGGGGUGGAGGUCUCCAUCCCCUUGCCCAGGAGGUCUCUGCUGGUCCUGUACAGGGAGGCGCGGUUCCAGUGGAAGCACAGCAUUCGCCGGGAGGAUGUAGCCGAUCGGCGGGUCUGCAGCACUUUCAGGGAGCUGUCAGCGGAGUUUCUGCCUGGAGGGGAGCAGGAGGGGCUGGGCUCUGAACUGCUGGGUAUAGCCCUGGGCUUCCGAGGGGUCCCGCUGUAACACAGUGAAUUAGCAAGUCACACUGGUUUAGCCUCAUCAGAACAACGGAGAGGUAUUGCUUGAGGUUAUAAUGGACUGGAAACAGUGUUUGGUCGCCUUUUCUAAAGUAAGCAAUAGGUUUCCCACAAGUACAAUGUGCCCCCUUUACUACCCAUACAGAAAGGUGCACUCGUGACUGCCAGACUGGCACAGCAUUCAAUGUGUUACCAAAACAGAUACCCCACUAUGCCCUUAAGUGGCCAGACAGCUGUGCCGAGUCACAUGGAACUUUCUUUCAGAGCGAAUCUAUCACAAGUUUCAGGCUGCUGAUAACCAUAACAUUUUAUGUAGCUUUCCAGAACUUAAUCAUAAAACUAUGUUUGUUGGUUUAAUUUUAAGAAAGCUGUAGUAGACAGUGUAAGUACAGUUUCUGUUAAUGCCAUCUGUAGUUCACCCAGCUUUAAAGAUUAAGCAGCGGGGUUCAGAAAAUAGUGUUACACGUCCCCACGUGCUGCUAUAACUGUUUAAAUAACGUACCUGUCAUUUUUCUUUUCAUUGUUAACAUCCUGACAACGUAUUACACUUAUAACUUUAAAGUCUGUUUCAAAGCUUGUUUCAAAAUGUCCGAUCCAGUGCACUGGGGUUUGAGAUCUGUCCUCUAAAUCACUGCAGGAAGAGAAAUACAAAAAAAACAUAACAUAACAAGUGCUCUGGCUUUUCUGUUCCGUACCACAUCAUGGAUCGUUAUUGCUGUGUUACCUGUUUGACAGUGUGGGCAAUAAUCCUUACACUAUCAGUGCACUAGAGCUGACAUUUUGAAAAGAGCUUUGAAACAGACUUAGAUGUAAGUGUAAAAUUGUCAGGAUGUUAACAAUUAAAUGAAAAUACAGGUACGUUAUUUAAACAGUUGUAGCAACACGUGGGGACGUGUAACGAUAUAUUUUUCAAAACCUCGCUACUUCAUAUCAGUAUAAUGACUUGUAAUCCAUUUGAAUCUUGAGAUCAAUAAACACAUUUUAAAGGAA